AUUUCCCGGGGAACAGAGAAGCGGGCAGCGUUCCGCCGCGGCGGCCGAGCGGCGGUUACCCCAUCCGCGCCCCUCGCUUUCCCCGCGGGCCGAGCGCGGGGCCGCGCCCACCCCGAGCCCACAGCCGGGAGGGAGCGUGCCUCCGCCGGGCGCCGCCGCUUCGAGGUUUUUUAGUGCUUCCCGAGCAUGAGUUCAGAAUGAAGCGACGAUUGGAUGAGCAGGAGUCACCCGUGUACACGUCGCAGCAGAGACGUAUCACCAGCAGCACCGACGCCUUCCAGCACCAGCACCGUGUGCUCGCCCCGGCACCGCCGGUGUAUGAGGCAGUGUCAGAGACCAUGCAGUCUGCUACAGGGAUCCAAUACUCGGUAACUCCCAGCUACCAGGUGUCAGCCGUGCCGCAGAGCUCAGGCAGCCACGGGCCGGCCCUGGCAGCGGUGCACAGCGGCCACCACCACGCCGCCCCUGUGCAGCCACAUGGCAGCCAGGUGGUGCAGAGCCACGCACACCCAGCCCCCCCGGCUGUGCCUGUGCAGGGCCAGCAGCAGUUCCAGAGGCUCAAGGUGGAGGAUGCGUUGUCAUAUCUUGACCAGGUGAAGCUGCAGUUCGGCAGUCAGCCGCAGGUCUACAAUGACUUCUUGGAUAUUAUGAAGGAAUUCAAAUCUCAGAGCAUUGACACUCCAGGAGUGAUCAGCCGCGUAUCGCAGCUCUUCAAGGGCCACCCAGACUUGAUUAUGGGUUUCAACACCUUCUUGCCUCCUGGCUACAAGAUCGAGGUGCAGACAAACGAUAUGGUGAACGUGACGACCCCGGGGCAGGUUCACCAGAUCCCCACUCAUGGCCUGCAGCCCCAGCCCCAGCCCCAACCCCAGCAUCAGUCGCAACCUUCAGCGCAAUCGACCCCAACACCAGCACAGCCGGCGCCGCAGCCACCGCCUGCCAAAAUCAGCAAGCCAUCACAGCUGCAGGCACACACACCUGCCAGCCAGCAGACCCCCCCAAUUCCACCAUAUGCGUCCCCACGCUCACCACCAGUGCAGCCUCACACACCCGUGACAAUCUCUCUGGGAACCACACCAUCCCUGCAGAACAAUCAGCCCGUCGAGUUUAAUCACGCCAUCAACUAUGUCAACAAGAUCAAGAACCGCUUCCAGGGGCAGCCAGACAUCUACAAAGCCUUCCUGGAGAUCCUCCAUACGUAUCAGAAAGAGCAGCGCAAUGCCAAGGAGGCAGGGGGCAACUACACACCAGCACUGACGGAGCAGGAGGUGUACGCACAGGUGGCUCGCCUCUUCAAGAACCAGGAGGAUCUGCUCUCAGAGUUUGGGCAGUUUCUGCCAGAUGCCAACAGCUCGGUGCUGUUAAGCAAGACGACUGCAGAGAAAGUGGAGUCGGUGAGAAACGAUCAUGGAGGCACAGUGAAGAAGCCACAGCUUAACAACAAGCAGCAGAGACCCAACCAGAAUGGCUGUCAGAUCCGGCGGCACUCAGGAGCAGGGACAACCCCUCCAGUGAAGAAAAAACCAAAGCUGCUUGGUUUAAAAGACCAGUCCUUGGCAGAAGCCAGCAAGCAUGGCGUGGGGACAGAAUCUCUGUUCUUUGAGAAGGUCCGCAAAGCUCUGCGAAGCACAGAGGCAUAUGAAAACUUCCUUCGCUGCCUGGUUAUUUUCAACCAGGAGGUGAUCUCCCGUGCAGAGCUGGUGCAGCUAGUUUCCCCAUUCCUGGGGAAAUUCCCCGAACUGUUCACUUGGUUUAAAAACUUUCUGGGCUACAAGGAGUCCGUUCACAUGGAGACCUAUCCCAAGGAACGGGCCACUGAAGGGAUUGCCAUGGAGAUAGACUAUGCCUCCUGCAAAAGGCUGGGCUCCAGCUACCGAGCCUUGCCCAAGAGCUACCAGCAGCCCAAGUGCACGGGGCGGACGCCGCUGUGUAAAGAGGUUUUGAAUGACACCUGGGUCUCCUUCCCUUCCUGGUCUGAAGACUCGACUUUUGUGAGCUCCAAGAAGACACAAUACGAAGAGCACAUCUACAGGUGUGAGGAUGAGCGUUUUGAGCUGGACGUCGUCUUGGAGACCAACCUGGCAACGAUCCGCGUCCUUGAGGCCAUCCAAAAGAAGCUCUCACGUUUGUCUGCUGAGGAGCAGGCCAAGUUCCGCCUGGACAACACCCUGGGAGGCACCUCGGAGGUGAUCCACCGCAAGGCCCUGCAGAGGAUAUAUGCAGACAAAGCAGCUGACAUCAUUGAUGGGCUCCGGAAGAACCCAUCUGUUGCUGUUCCCAUUGUCCUGAAAAGGUUAAAGAUGAAAGAGGAGGAGUGGCGAGAAGCCCAGAGAGGAUUUAAUAAAGUCUGGCGAGAGCAGAAUGAGAAGUAUUACCUGAAGUCCUUGGACCACCAGGGCAUCAACUUCAAGCAGAACGACACCAAGGUCCUGAGGUCAAAGAGUCUCCUCAAUGAGAUUGAAAGCAUCUAUGAUGAGAGGCAAGAGCAGGCUUCAGAAGACAACGCUGGGGUUCCCACAGGCCCGCACCUCUCGUUAGCCUAUGAAGACAAGCAGAUCCUGGAGGACGCUGCUUCCCUCAUCAUCCACCACGUGAAGCGGCAGACGGGAAUCCAGAAAGAGGACAAGUACAAAAUCAAGCAGAUCAUGUACCACUUCAUUCCAGACCUGCUGUUUGCCCAGCGAGGUGAACUCUCAGACGUGGAAGAGGAGGAAGAAGAGGAAAUGGACGUGGAUGAAGCUACCGGAGCUGCAAAAAAGCACAACGGUGUGGGGGGCAGUCCUCCCAAAACCAAGCUGAUGUUCAACAACACGACGGCCCAGAAGCUGCGGGGCAUGGAUGAGGUCUACAACCUCUUCUACGUGAACAGCAACUGGUACAUCUUCAUGAGGCUGCAUCAGAUCCUGUGCUUGCGGCUGCUGCGGAUCUGCACCCAGGCCGAGCGGCAGAUCGAAGAGGAGACACGGGAGAGGGAGUGGGAGAGGGAAGUGCUGGGCAUCAAGCGAGACAAGAGCGACAGCCCCGCCAUCCAGCUGAGGCUGAAGGAGCCAAUGGACAUCGAUGUGGAGGAUUACUACCCAGCGUUCCUGGACAUGGUGCGUAACCUGCUGGAUGGGAACAUGGACUCGUCGCAGUACGAGGACUCCCUGCGUGAGAUGUUCACCAUUCAUGCCUACAUUGCCUUCACCAUGGACAAGCUGAUCCAGAGCAUCGUGCGGCAGCUCCAGCACAUAGUGAGCGAUGAGAUCUGCGUGCAGGUCACAGACCUCUACCUGUCAGAAAACAACAACGGGGCCACAGGAGGCCUCCUGGCUUCGCAGUCCUCUCGGAACCUUCUGGAGGCCACCUACCAGCGCAAAGCUGAGCAGCUCAUGUCGGAGGAGAACUGCUUCAAGCUGAUGUUCAUCCAGAGCAGAGGCCAGGUUCAGUUAACCAUUGAACUGCUGGACACAGAGGAGGAGAACUCUGAUGACCCUGUAGAAGCAGAGCGCUGGUCAGACUACGUGGAGCGGUACGUCAACUCCGACUCUACCUCCCCUGAGCUCCGGGAGCACCUGGCCCAGAAACCUGUCUUCCUGCCCAGGAAUCUGAGGCGGAUCCGUAAGUGUCAGCGUGGUCGGGAGCAGCAGGAGAAGGAAGGGAAGGAGGGAAACAGUAAGAAGUCCAUGGAGAACGUGGAGAGCUUGGACAAGCUGGAGUGUAAAUUCAAACUGAACUCCUAUAAGAUGGUGUACGUGAUCAAAUCGGAGGAUUACAUGUACAGGAGGACUGCUCUGCUGCGAGCUCAGCAGUCCCAUGAAAGAGUGAGCAAGCGGCUGCACCAGAGGUUCCAGGCCUGGGUGGACAAAUGGACCAAGGAGCACGUCACCCGCGACAUGGCAGCCGAGACGAGCAAGUGGCUAAUGGGCGAAGGGUUGGAGGGCUUGGUGCCCUGCACCACCACCUGUGACACAGAGACCCUGCACUUUGUGAGCAUUAACAAGUACCGCGUCAAAUACGGCACAAUAUUCAAGACACCGUAAAUGCCCUGGGCCAGGGAAGAUCCCGGGAGCUGUGUGUGUGUGCGUGCGCAUCAAGGAAACGAGGAAGAUGCCUUUCUCCCCUCACUGUGUAUCUCCGUAACGUGGCCACUUGAUUAGUGUGUGGCUGGUACAAGCUGUCACCAGCGGGAUUCUCUGUAGGAACACGGGUGUCCCAGCACCUGCCGGGCGCCCUGCCCGCCGGCCCUUGGACUUCAGCAUGCACCCCACAGGGAAGGACCCUCCUGAACUUGAGCGGUCCUGGAGAGACGCAACGAGCUCAUACGCACCAGCAGUGUUGAGGCUUUAUUCCCCGGUGGCCUGAGCAGCGAGGGAGGAGAAAUGGAGGAGGCUCUCCACCGCCUGACCGCCUCGGCGGUCUUCAGAUUCCUUGCUUGGAUGUGUCCCGCAGCCCAGAGGCGCUGGGCUCCCCUGCGGGCCCCCGGACCCUCGGUUCCUCCCUUCCCUCCCCUCCCUCCCAUGCUGGACUCAACCAGUGCAGAUUGGUCUGUCCUUUCUAGUGCCAGUGGAACUGUUUUUUUGUACCUGCUUGUUUACUAGUCUCUCCUAGUGCCAUGCACCAGCUUUUCACACACAUGUGCGUACACACACACAACAGAGAACAACACAAUUUUAACAUGUUCCCCCUCCUUUUUUGUAAAUAAAUGUACAAAUUGUCAAUUUUUUUUUGUUUUUUUUUUUGUUUUGUUUUGUUUUUUUAAUUAAAGGAAGUAUGCUUGAUGUGCUAGCAUAACUGUACUAGCUUCUUGUGUACCAUAGUACCAGGUGGCUUGAGAAUUAGUACCUACAGACAGACCUAUGAGGACAUUUAUUACACUUUUUACCAAAGGGAGUUAUCAUUGUAGUGCUUUUGUGUGGAAACUUUUUUCUCCUUUUUUUGUAAAUAAAAAUGAUGUCUUUGUUCUUACUGGAGGAAGACACUCGCUCAUCCACAGCCCUGUCCCUGGUCUGAGAUGCACCGUGCAGCAUGCAGCAUUGGGGGAUGAGGAGAGGGAGUGCGUCCCACCUUGUUACGAUUGGCUUCACAAUCUGAGAGGAAAAAGCAGAGGCAGCGUGCGUGUUUUGUGCUUCACACAACUGAGGUAUAAGCGGUCUGUUGAGAUAUAUAAAUAUAUAUUAUAUAGUUUUUAAUUUUUUUAAUGUUUUUGUUCCGGUGGGUAGUUUUUAUCCACCUAGUCUUCCAGCUCCAAGGACCUUCGCUUUUGGGAGGUGUUGCUGAGCUACUUAGCUGAGGUUGAUUGUGCUUGUGUAUUUUUCCCUCUCAGUAUUGGAGAAAAACAUCUGAAGUACCAAACCAGUAUUGGAUAGAGCUGCUCUGUGUGUGUGUUGGUGUGUGCGUGCAAGAGAAGGGCAGGGGCCGGGGUGGGUCUCAGUGCAUUUCACUAGUGAAAUCCACAUAUGGGAUAUAUAUUUUUUUAAGCAUAGAAGUUUAGCGCUGGCAGAUAUUUAAACACAGGGAAGAUUCUGAUUUUAAAAUGAAGUCGACAUACAGACUUCGUAAGCCACGACAGACACAACUGCACUGUCUCUCCUCCUCAAAGGAGGCAGCUUUCCUUGCACAAACCAGUGCUGCCAGUAUGAGCACCCCAAUCUGCUUCCCUCCUUUCUGGUUUGGGAGCGUGGCUUUGCUGCUGUUGUGACCACAAUCUGGCAGGGAUCUCUGGGCUGGCAGCUUGUCUCCUUCCCGUGGCAGAGAGCCGGGUGUGCAGAAUUGAGGGGUGCAGACAGAGCCCCAACUCAUUAGCAGCCCGGGUGCAGGAGACGGGUCUGGCUGUGGUGGUGACCGGGAGCCUCCUAUGGAGAAAGGAAAAUAGAGGGAAGCGCCCAGCGGGGAAUAGCCAGAGUUUGCCAGCAAUAAGUUCCCUAUCGUUCCAUUCAAAAGGUUUCUUCCCUACCCCUUUUUCCUCUGUAUGCUGAAGGUGAUCCAGCAAUGAACAUGUGGGUGGCGCAGGCCUGGCUUGGGGCGACGCCUGCAUGUCCCAGGGCCAUCCCGCCCUGCCUGGCUGUACCAUAGCAACAAGGCUUCUCUUUUUAUUUGAACUUGCUUUUUGUAUUCUGUAACGUGAUCCUCGGCCCACUAUCCAUGUGAUUUCUAUACCAAUGUUGUAAACUUGACUGUAGUGCAGUAUUUCCAUUAAAAUAUCAGGGCUAA
Molecule: messenger RNA, 6192 nt
Organism: Tympanuchus pallidicinctus (lesser prairie-chicken)
Lineage: Eukaryota; Metazoa; Chordata; Aves; Galliformes; Phasianidae
Gene: SIN3A
Product: SIN3 transcription regulator family member A
Exons: 21
Coding region: 198-4022 (1274 amino acids)
Biological process (GO): negative regulation of transcription by RNA polymerase II
Cellular component (GO): chromatin
Molecular function (GO): transcription corepressor activity
Source: RefSeq, a predicted model, not a curated record